Molecule: messenger RNA, 555 nt
Organism: Drosophila yakuba
Lineage: Eukaryota; Metazoa; Arthropoda; Insecta; Diptera; Drosophilidae
Exons: 1
Coding region: 62-415 (117 amino acids)
Source: RefSeq, a predicted model, not a curated record
UGCUGUGCGAUUCCAUUUCGAUUGACAUCGACGUAGUGUUUCCAAAUUCCCUCUACGAAUCAUGUCCAGCCACCAGAAACAAAUCAAUGUGUAUGUGCCACCGAUCAGUAGUUUUCCGGAGGACAGUUUGCUGGGCGGCUAUGGACUGCAGGAUCGCAUUGAGUUGCCCAAGACCACCACGGAGGUCCUUGAGGAUGUCCUCGAUGAGCGGGACGCGCACUUUCUCUACGUAAUCGAUGGCCAGGGACGGCUGUUGGAGCAUAUACGUUACUACGGGAACGAUUACCGGAUGGCACUGCGUGAGGCCCUAACCACGAAUGUCCUUGACCACCAGGAUACUCACCAUCAGGAUUUCCCAUUGAAUCGUGAACAGCCGAACGAAGAAACAUACCAGUGCACACAACAAAUAAAUUAACUGUUUCAAUUAGAGCACUUCAUCGAUGCUCGAUGGCCGGAAAACCAGGUACAAAUUCGCUGUAUUUCCCGCGGUGUUUGGUAAUGAUGAAACAUGCUUACAUAUAAAAUAUAGGCAGUUUUCAGAUUUGAUUCAACGAA